Molecule: messenger RNA, 1110 nt
Organism: Mesorhabditis spiculigera
Lineage: Eukaryota; Metazoa; Nematoda; Chromadorea; Rhabditida; Rhabditidae
Source: the annotation of a GenBank genome assembly
AUGUUGUCGGUGGCGCGAAUAGCCUCGAGCCGCACACUGGCCUCAAGGCUGGUCGUCGCCAGCACCAGCUCGUUCCCCGGGUGCAAUUUGCCGCUACAAAGACGAAAUCUCUCUUCCAAGGAUGUCUUCAGCUCUCAGGCUCCUACCGGCUUCUCGAUUCCGGAUGUCCCAUUGCCCAGGCCGCCCACGAAAUCUGUCGAAGAGCUCUUUGAGUCAGGCGAGUCGCAAAUGUUGGAGGAACUGGGCUUGUGGUCAUGGUGGAAGCCAUCUUCCUACUUCCGUUGGGCCCUCGAAUCAAUUCACGUGCAUCUCGAUGUUCCAUGGUGGACAACAAUUAUUUGCGCAACUGUUGUAUUGCGAUUGGCCCUGAUCGGAGUUCCGAUUAUGUCUCAAAAGCUCGUCGCUAAGCAGUCUGCACAUCGGAAAGAGCUCGACGCUUUCCGACUGCGAAUAGAGGAUGCUCGCAAGGAGGGGAAUAUGCUGGAGGCCCAACAAGUGCUGCUCGAGCAACGUGAUUUCCUGAAGUCGAAAGAUAUCAAACUUGGGCGCCAAUUUGUGGUGAUGGUGGCCAACGGCAGCGUGUUUCUGACCCAAUUCUUUGCGUUGAAGAAGAUGAUCGAAGUUAAAUACCCGGGUCUUUCCACCGGCGGUACUGCGUGGUUUCCAGACUUGACCGUCUCUGAUCCCUACUUUGCAUUGCCGAUUAUUUCCGCGGCCACGUUGGCGCUUGUCACUAGGGUGGGUAUCGAGACGGGCCAAACCGCCGAUCAAAUGGGGCCCGCGAUGCGCAUUGGCAUGCAAUAUGUGAUGCCGGGUGCUGUGCUCAUCUUCUCUUCUCAAUUCGCAUCGGGUCUUUGUGUAUAUUGGUGCGCUUCGAACUUUGUCUCGCUGGCCUUCGCCGGUGCCUUCAGAACGAAGGCUAUUCGGAAAUUGUUCAAUAGUCCGUUUCAGAUCCCUGAUCUCAUCAAGCCCACUGACGUCAAGAAGCACAGCAUCAGCGACUCGUGGCGCAAUUAUAAAGCAAAGCAAAAUGCGCCCCCGACACUGAACACACUACGGCUUGAGGAUGCCAAGCGUUUCAAGAAAGCCGGCCAGGGCAAACCUCAAGUC